UAGAACAAGGUGGCCAAGAUAAUUCCUCCUCAAUUUCUAAAACCCAGUUUAACUUUCUACCAAAUAUAUUGUCAUUGACAAGGGGUACUAGUUCUAGGAUCUAAAGAAGCUGCUUACUUGAUCUGAUGCUCAAAUCCCAUCCAUAGUAUUCCUGAAUGUUGGAAAACCCCAUCUGUUUCUUAACAAUGGCACGAGCUGGACUAGAUACAACCAAUUUAGAGUCCCCUGGACAAUUAUUGACGAAACCAGCUGAAGAGGAAGAAGGACCACCAGUAAAAACACUAAACUCAAUGGAACGAUAUAGAAACGAGUGGCUCAAUCUUUUAACUUCAUUGCAAAAGAACUCUGAUGAUAUUCGAGAGUUUUCAUUUGAUGGUGGCCUGCAAACAUCCAAAUUCCGUAGUGUUUACUGGUCGCUUCUCCUACGGGUACUAAGCGAAGAUUCUUCAACAUGGCGGGAACAAAAAAAACAACAGAGGCAAAGUUACGAUAUAUUAAGGAAGGAGUUUGUUAAAAAUCCCCAUGAAAACUUUAAAAACCAUAUUCAAGAUGAUGAUCCACUUUCACAGUCUUCCAAGAGCGUUUGGAAUCAGUAUUUUAGUGACCAGGAAUUAUUUGGAGUUAUCCGUCAAGAUGUGAUACGAACCUUUCCAGGAGUAGAUUUCUUUCGUAAGCCCGCUAUUCAAAAUAUAAUGAGUAACAUACUAUUUUAUUAUGCCCGUGAUCAUCCUUACAUGUGCUACCGCCAAGGCAUGCAUGAAAUAUUAGCACCCGUUCUCUUUGUCUUGUAUGGAGACCAUCAAAGUUUAUUGCACUAUAUAGAGAUCGCAAACAAUUUGGACAUCGAUAAAACAUUAUUGGAUGUGAUUAACCCCUCUUUCCUGGAAGCCGAUGCUUAUUUUUUAUUUUCCCGCAUCAUGUCGUGCAUUGAGUCGUACUAUCGUGUGUGCGACGAUUCUAAAAAUUCCAACUGUGAGUCGCCGAAUAAGGAAAACGGCAUAGCUUAUACUUCUGAAGCUGAAGUAGUAGGCCAACUCAAUUUCAUACGCGACAAAAUUUUAGCUAAAGAGGAUUUGCACCUACACAACUAUUUGAAAAAGCUUGACAUUCCAUUGCAUCUUUUUGGAAUACGCUGGUUGCGCUUAUUGUUUGGUCGUGAAUUUGCGUUGCUAGACCUUCUUAUUUUGUGGGACGCUAUUUUUGCAGACAGUGACAGGUUUGAUUUGCCAAACUAUAUACUGGUGGCGAUGCUAAUAAGAAUACGGCAUAAGUUACUUCUGAGCGACUAUACAACGUGUUUGACGUACUUAAUGCGCUACCCUCAAAAUGUGGACGUUAAUCUAAUAUUAAGACACGCGCUACACAUGAAAAUGCCAAAGAAAUAUGAUCGACCUACAAACGCCUUUAUUUACUUUACAAUGCCUUCUGCACCCCGAACGCAGUAUAUGUCAUCUUCACCCAAAAGCAAUGCAAAGAGGGAUAUUCCCUCACAAGAAGACCCUGGUCGCGCAACUUGCUGUAGGUCAUUGGAAGCAAACGGCAUAAGGGCGAUGGAAAAGGAAAUAACAUUGAUGCAAACUCGAAACGCCGUCGACGAUGCUUUGUUGGCUAAAUUUAGAUCUGCUUCAGAGGAGAACGGUUGGGCCAUGGAUGGCUACAAAAGCAAUGUACAUAAAACCGAAAAAUACAUUGAGAAUUUACAAUUACUGCGAUUGGAACUUAAAAACGCACAGACCGUUGUAACUGUCGCCCGUAGUAAGCUGGAAGUAUAUUUGCAUACGUUGCGCCAACAUGUGUCCCAACCUACACCCCCAGUUUGCGAAGCGUUGGAUGGUAUCGAGGAACUGUGUAAAUUUUUAGAUGUGACAUUCAUUUUUCCCUCUCUGUUAGUAAGUGGUCCCAUUGAUCAAGCCCUGGAAGCAAAUGAACAACAGAACUUUCAAGGGAAGACUGAAUUAUCGAAUAAACAUUCACGCCAUUUCAUGCCGCAAUCACCCGACUUAUUAUCCACCAGCAGUGAAAUUCCCCGAACAACAACAUACGAGCGUCCUGACAAUGGAUUCAUGAACGAAUCUUCACAUAUAUUGGGCAACAUUAAAGAAAUCGAAUUGAUUCCCAUAAUAUCGGGUGAAAACUUAGUGGAUCAAUUAGAUGGUGUUCCUGGUGAUGUGAUUAGCAAUAAAACCAGCGUUGAAAAGGGUAGGCUACCUAUUGCCAAUCCUUUAUGUCUAGAAAGUUAUAGCAAACAUUUGUAAAUUUUGUAAUAAAAGCAUCAAAAGCAAACUUAUCAACA
This is a messenger RNA of Stomoxys calcitrans (stable fly), 2293 nucleotides long. RefSeq names its product TBC1 domain family member 5 (gene TBC1D5). Gene Ontology annotation, biological process: activation of GTPase activity. Bases 156 to 2255 code for a protein of 699 amino acids. Gene Ontology annotation, molecular function: GTPase activator activity. NCBI's taxonomy places the organism in Eukaryota, Metazoa, Arthropoda, Insecta, Diptera, Muscidae. The transcript has 12 exons. The record is from RefSeq and is a predicted model, not a curated record.